Molecule: messenger RNA, 1074 nt
Organism: Erythranthe guttata (spotted monkey flower)
Lineage: Eukaryota; Viridiplantae; Streptophyta; Magnoliopsida; Lamiales; Phrymaceae
Source: RefSeq, a predicted model, not a curated record
AUGGCCGAUCUCUCGCAAGGGCUAAGAGAUGAUGAAUUCUUUCGAGCCUUAACACUGGAGCCAUCCCCUGAUUUCGACAACUUGUUAGGAAGAGCAUCUAGGUUCAUCAACCUGGAAGAAGCCCGACAGCAGAAGAUAGAAGAAUCUUAUCAGGCUUUAGGUGUCUCUGCAAAGGCGUAUCACAAAUAUCCCGCUAUCUCGUUUGGACCAGAAGAUGCCGUAGACCUCGAUGAUUUUCAUUGCGAUCAUCUUCUCAUCACAAUUAACGUGGGUGGAUACGACGUGGUUCGCGCUUUCGUUGACUCGGGGAGUUCUGUUGAUGUUAUAUCUUACGAUUGCUUCCGGCAAAUGGAGCUCGACCUCCCCAUCUUCCCAGUCACUACCCCGAUAUUCGGGUUUACAGGUGGAUCCUUGACCCCGGUCGGACAGGUUAAAAUCCCAGUCACCAUUGGGACGCCACCUCGCACGCGGACACAAACCGUCAACUUCGUAAUUGUCGAAGGAUCCCCCACCUCGUAUAACAUCGUGAUAGGCCGACCAAUGAUGCAUAUCUUCCAGGCAGUCCCCUCCACCAUACACCAAAAGCUCAAAUUCCCGGUAGAUGGGGCGAUAGGGGAGGUCAAGGGUGACCAAGCUCAAUCAAGAUCUUGUUACGUCGAAAUGGUCAAAAUGGCAGAAAAGGGACGGCGCAACACUUUCAUUAAAGAAGACCUGGGAGACGAGAAGCGCCCCCGAGUCGAUCCCGAAGAUAAGGUCGCUCAUGUACAACCCAUGGACGAGCUAAUGACGAUCGACCUGAUCCCUGGCACGACGAAGAAAACCCGGAUAAGCAAAGUGCUAGUCCAGAAGACCAAUGGGCAAUGGCGGAUGUGCAUUGACUUCCGAGACUUGAACAAGGCUUGCCCUAAGGACGAUUAUCCCUUACCUCGCUUAGAUCAGCUUGUAGACGCCACCGCUGGAUGCGAACUACUCAGCAUGAUGGAUGCCUCACAAGGAUACCAUCAGAUCCCAUUGGACAAGAGAGACCAACCCGCAGUCAGUUUUAUUACAGCCACUGGCACUACUGUUACGUAG